Messenger RNA from Pecten maximus, 1610 nucleotides. RefSeq names its product sodium-dependent dopamine transporter-like. Gene Ontology annotation, cellular component: membrane. Lineage: Eukaryota; Metazoa; Mollusca; Bivalvia; Pectinida; Pectinidae. Gene Ontology annotation, biological process: sodium ion transmembrane transport. The record is from RefSeq and is a predicted model, not a curated record. The transcript has 10 exons. The coding region runs from base 60 to 1265 and encodes 401 amino acids.
GAGCCUUUCUGAUCCCUUACAUAACACUCUUGUUGGUGUGCGGCCUACCGCUUUACUAUAUGGAGAUCGAGAUGUCACAGUUCUCCGGAAAGGGGCUUUACAGAGUUUGGGACUUCGCCCCACUAUUUAGAGGUAUAUGUAUAACGAUGUUCAUUCUGGGAGGAGUAAGCAUGUCCAUUUACCCGACUAUGCGAGCCUGGACCAUAGAGUUCCUGGUCAACUCCUUUCGGUCCACACUGCCCUGGUCAAGCUGUAAUAACACGUGGAACACUGACAAGUGUGUCGAGGUCAAAAUAGCCAGAAGUGCCCUGUAUAACCUCUCAAUGACAAACACAUCACUAGCUGCUGUUAACAAUAUGACAUUAUCUCCAGCAAUGGCGCUCGAGAGCAUGUCCGCGGCGGAAGAAUUUUGGCAACACCACGUCCUUGACCUGUCCUCCGGAAUAGAGGACGUUGGUCCUAUCAACUGGAAAUAUGUCCUCUACCUCCUCAUCACCCACGUCCUCGUCUACCUGUCCCUGGUGAAAAGUGUCAAAUCUUUCGGAAAGGUGAUGUAUGUGACGGCUUUGCUACCCAUUGCGUUGGUCCUAGUUAUUUGGAUCCGAGCCCUGAUUUUACCUGGUGCAUUGACGGGUAUGGCAUACUUCAUAACACCAGACUUCUCGGUACUCUCCAAUACUAAAGUGUGGAUAGAGGCGGGAUUCAUGGCAUUUUACACACUCGGACCUGGUUGGGGAGGACUGGCAACAUUCGGCUGUCACAACAAAUUCAAAGAAAACAUCCUGACUGACGUCACAAUAACCACUGUUGUUGUUGUAUUGUUUGGACUGUUGAAUGGUCUAGUGGUGUUUGCCGUAGUAGGCGUCAUGGCUGAGGAGUCCGGAAUUCCUGUCCCAGAAAUAAUUACGUCAGGGGGAUUUUCUUUAGGCUUCGUAGCAUAUCCCCAGGCGCUUACCUACCUGCCAUUUUCCCAGGUGUGGGCUGUUCUCUUCUUCCUAGCCCUGCUUAUGCCCGGGAUGGACAUGCAGACCGUGACCUUUGAACCGAUGAUGAAUAUUUUGGAGGAGGCAUUUCCGAGACUUCGUAGGCACCGAUUGAUAGUAUUGGGAGCGAUAUUUAUCGUCGUUUUCCUGUUUGAGCUUCCCUUCCUAACAAGGGCCGGAGCGUACGUCUUCCAGCUAAUGGACUGGUAUGGAGCAGCCUUCAGUGUGGUAGCUAACGCCCUUCUUGAGGCCGUCGUCUUCUUUUGGAUAUAUGGCAAGUAAACUUGUCAUCUACUGCAAAUCAAUUGGUUUAUUUUUGCGAUUGUUUGACAAACCGCUUAAUAGCGAGCAAGGAAUACUUGCACAACAAUGCAAACACUGAAUAAGUCAUCUUUGACACAUUUCUAUAGCUUCCAACCUUAUUAGGUAUAUUCUAAUUUUAGAUCUCGAAGAAUAGAGCAAUUUCUGAAAUCGUCUGAAAGGUCAAUCCGAAAUUGUUUUUAAAAUUAUGGACACAUUUUUGUGUCGCCUUGAAAAGGUGACAUAUAGGUAUUACUAUGUCAGCGUCGUCGGUGUCGGUGGUGGCGUCGUCCGCACAAUGGUUUCCGUCCAAUAACUUGAGUUCCC